Chilo suppressalis (striped riceborer) is the source of this 1958-nucleotide messenger RNA. The record is from the annotation of a GenBank genome assembly. Lineage: Eukaryota; Metazoa; Arthropoda; Insecta; Lepidoptera; Crambidae.
AUGUGGGAAAAAUUGUUUAUGAUCUUCGCGUGCGCCUUAACAUUCUUAAUUCGGAAAAUCAUUCAAAAAGAACAUAACAUAUACAAGUUUAAUUUUAAAUUCGUUUUGUACUAUUUUUAUUCGUCCGUGUGUGCUUUCUUUGUAUGGCCAUUCUUCUUAUUCAAUCCGAAGAGCGUACACAACGCGAGGUUUGGUGCUUGGCUAAUAAGACCAAUCACGACUUUUUUUGAAAUCGAUUGGAUUCUUCGUAAUGGAGAAAUAUUGGCAGAAGAACGAGGCGCAAUCAUCGUAUCUAAUCAUCAAUCGUCCUUCGAUAUAUUGGGACUAUUCAACAUUUGGCACGUGGUGUACAAGAUGACAGUGGUGGCGAAAAAUGAGCUUUUUUACAUAUGGCCUUUUGGUCUUUCGGCUUAUCUUGCUGGAGUUGUGUUCAUUAAACGCUCCGAUGCGAAGGGCGCCUACAGGCAUUUGGACAUCAUAUCGAACGUAUUACUUAAAGAUAAGACCAAAAUAUGGGUGUUUCCGGAAGGCACGAGAAACAAAGAUUAUAAUAAGAUGCUACCAUUCAAAAAGGGGGCUUUCACCAUGGCAGUUGUUGCGCAAGUUCCCAUAAUACCCGUCGUGUUCUCUCCUUACUACUUCAUCAAUAAAGAGAAACACUUUUUUGACAAAGGUCAUAUAAUAAUACAGUGUUUGGAACCAAUCAGCACCAAGGGUUUAUCGCUUGAAGAUAUACCAGAUCUCAUGGACAAAGUGCAGCAGAAAAUGAUGGUGACAUACAAAGAAUUGAGCAAAGAAGUAUUAGAUUCGCUACCCACAAACUACACUUUGACGGAAAACGGAAGAAAUCUUCAGAACGUUAAGGAAUUAGCUGGAAUUUACGAAUAUUUGGGGCAACGUGUUCUGGGAAUACAAUUAACGGUACGAAAUUCUAAAGUGUUGUUAGAAGAUAAACCCGCUGUAAUAGUAGUAAACCAUCAAUCGUCGUUAGAAAUCCUUUUAAUAUUUCAGAUAUGGAGAAAAUUGAUCAGAAGAAUUAUCGGUGUGUCGAAGAGCGAACUGUUAUAUCUAUUUCCAUAUGGCCAGACCAAUUACUUACUGGGCACAAUGUUUGUUAAUAGAAAAAAGGGUGGACUCGAUGACAUGGAGAGAAUCGGUAGAGAAGUUGUCAGAGAGAAGGCAAGAGCUUUUAUGAUGCCCGAAGGUACAAGAAAUCAUAAUAAAGAAACCUUGCUGCCGUUUAAAAGAGGAGCUUUUCACAUGGCAAUUAAAUCACAAAUACCAAUCAUACCAAUCGCUAUAUCACCAUUUUAUUUCAUUGAUUAUGAAAAAACUUCAUUUGGACAGCGUGGGCUAAAAGAAAUCACCCUAUUGUAAUAUGCUCUCAUUUUUGCAAAUGGCCACCAAUGUCAAAUCUGUUUUGACAUUUGUAGACUAGAUAGAUACAGAACAAGGGCGGAUCCAGAGGGGGGGUCAUGGGGGUCAUGACCCCCCCUGGGCUGGGUCCAUCUGUACCCACUUCACAAUCUGUACUUAAGAAUCUGUACCCACUGUGACUUGACCACGACUAUAUGACCCCCCCUGGCGCCAAAGCUGGAUCCGCCCUUGAUGCAGAAUUUAGGUGUAUGAACCUACAAGUGAACAAGCCAUGGAGCGAUACACUCCCAAAGAACGCGGAAUAAUCGUGUCUAUUUUUUGCGUAACAAUUCAUCUGUGGUGUUGGCGCAGCGCGAAUUACGUAGCCGAUUCCCCGACCGUCCGACACCGACUGCGCAAACACUGCGCGUGCGCCGUUUGGCCACCAACCUUGAAGAGUAUAGCACCACACGAGAUAUUGCCAAGAGUGACCGGCCCCGGAGCGCCCGUUCUAACGAGAAUAUCGCCGCUGUUGCCGAGGAUGUCAAGCUGGUAAAAUAUAUUAAACUCGCGUCAGAACACGUGGCCUGAUCGAAAAUUCG